Messenger RNA from Hansenula anomala, 1938 nucleotides. Its product is annotated as lipase ROG1 family protein. The record is from RefSeq and is a predicted model, not a curated record. Gene Ontology annotation, molecular function: monoacylglycerol lipase activity. NCBI's taxonomy places the organism in Eukaryota, Fungi, Ascomycota, Saccharomycetes, Phaffomycetales, Wickerhamomycetaceae. The transcript has 4 exons. The coding region runs from base 1 to 1938 and encodes 645 amino acids.
AUGUCUGAAUCUGAUAUCCUUUACCGCUCAAAACGGUCUGUCAAAGUUGGUCAAUUGGAAAGGUAUGUCAUCACGUACGAGCCCGAAGAGCAAGAAAUAUCAAAACUGUCAUUGAAAUCAUUAUGGUUGAAAGUGAGGAACAUUGAAAGCCUCCCCAUGAGAGCUGCCUUCUUGAUGGGUCCAUACAUACUAUACGUUGAUGUUAGAACUGAAGAUUACCAUCAUAGCAAGUCCACGUUUGUCACAGCCGACCAGCCCAAGUAUGAACCGAAUUUGAGUCCAGGUCAGAGUUUCAAUGCUGAGUUAUCGCUACACAAUAUCAAGAAGAAAUACGUGUGGAUAGUGGAUGUGGUGAGUCAAAUUUUGUUUAAUGCAUCUACAGAUGUUGGGUUUGAAUUGCUUAUAGGGCGCAAUCUGGAUUCCUUGAGUUUGAAAUGUGAAAAAUUAGGAAGCUUCAAUAGCCAGUUGACUGUUAAUAGAAAAGAUACGCUUGAUUUGUGGAAUUUACCAAGACCAAUGCCCAAUAAAGAUAUUCAUUUGGUUGUUUUGACACACGGAUUGCAUAGUAAUGUUGAAGCAGAUAUGUAUUACAUCAAGGAACAGCUCGAUAAAAAUGCAGAAGUCACUGGUGAAAAUUUAUUGGUCAAAGGGUUCCCAGGUAACACAUGCAAAACUGAAAAAGGUGUGAAAUAUUUGGGGAGUAGAGUUGCUGAAUACAUUGUCAAUGAACUAUAUACUGAGGAUGUUAAAAAGAUCUCAUUUGUCGGCCAUUCACUUGGUGGUUUAGUUCAAACAUUUGCCAUAGCUUAUAUUGAAAUGAAUUUCCCAUGGUUCUUCGAAAAAGUUACUCCUGUGAAUUUUAUAACUUUAGCUGCUCCAUUAUUAGGUAUAGUGACUGAUAAUCCUGCUUAUAUUAAGGCUGCAUUAAGCGUUGGUAUUGUCGGGAAGACUGGUCAAGAUUUAGGACUUCAGGUGACACAGGGGAAGGAACCGCUUUUGAAAUUGUUACCAACCGGUCCAACACAUAAAAUUUUGAAAAAGUUUCAUAAUAGAACUGUUUAUGCAAACUCAGUAAAUGAUGGUAUUGUUCCACUAUAUACAUCUGCUUUGCUAUAUUUGGACUGGAAGGGAUUGACAAAAGUUGCUAAUGCCCAACGGACUUUUAUCAACCCAUUUCAAAAAGCAAUGAGUUUAUUAGCACCAAAUGCUCAGGCUAUGAAAAGUUUCCCCAAGACUUCGAUGAUCGAGUCAGCUGCGUCAUUGUUAUUACCACCACUACCUCCAUUGAAAUAUAUAAUUGAUCCAGGAUCAAGACCAAAUGUUAUAAUUCAUGAUCGUGUCUAUACUGAAGCUGAUAUUCCACCCAAAAUUAAAAGAAAGAAGACAUUCAUGCAAACUUUAGACCCCAAUACGAAAUUUGAAGAAUUGGAGGAAGACAUAGCGAGAGAGUGGCAUAAUGGGAUGAGUUGGAGAAAAGUUUUGGUUCAUUUACAACCUGAUUCUCAUAAUAACAUCGUUGUUCGAAGAAGAUUUGCAAAUGCUUAUGGUUGGAAUGUAAUUGAUCAUCUUGUUGAAAAUCAUUUUACUGAAACUGAACUGGAUCUUGUUAAUAAUUCAGAAGGUGAUGAGUUGAAGUCUUUAUUAGAUCGUAAUGACAUUCAAAAAGAUAACAAAGAAAUUGAUUUAUCUGAUAUGAAAAUGUCUAAAGAUACAUUAAGUCCAGAUCACGAAUGGGUCAAUUCUAAAAAUGAGGAAAGUUUUUUCGAUGCUGGUGCCACUGGGUUCAUUACAAAUUUCAAUGAAAUGUUUGAAAAUUUCAAGAAUUGGAAUAUGGGGAUUGGUGCAUUAGGUGUUGAUUCAACUGUUAGCGAUGAACAAAACCUAGUUGAUAGAACAACCAAAGAAGAUUUCGAUCCAGUGAUGGAGAACUACUAUUAA